UAAGACACCUUUUUUUUGCAGGUCGAGGAUUAAUGGCCACACUCUCCUUAAACUCUUAUCUUCUCUUAUGAGCUAAUUUUUAAUUUUUUUUAAAAAAUUUUUUAUGACAUAUUAAUCCCAUAUAAAUACAAGGCUUAUCACGGUUACCAUUUGCUUAUUGUGGUGGAUCUGCUAAAUAAACCGGCCAUGUAGAUCUUCCUCUAUCAAGAAAGAGAGAGCAAGAAGACAACAGAGAGAGAUAGCGAGAUAGAAAGAGGGGAAAAGAAAGAGAAAGAAUGGAUUUUGAUGAUGAGCACGAAGAUCAAGAAGAAGAAAUGGGCAUGCCGGUGCCUGCUGGUUAUGACGCUAUUAGCAACUCAGCUCGGCCAAAAAUGGGUCCAGGUACCGGCGGCGCUGGGGAAGGAGGAGGAGGAGGAGGAGAAGGUGCCUCAACAAUUGCAACAGCAACAAACACAAGAAAAUCCGGCAGCUCAGUUAGAUAUAGAGAGUGUUUGAAAAACCACGCCGUCAAUAUCGGCGGACAUGCGGUGGAUGGUUGUGGAGAAUUCAUGGCGGCGGGAGAAAAAGGUACUUUAGAUGCACUUAAAUGUGCUGCGUGUAACUGCCACCGAAAUUUCCACCGCAAGGAGACUGACGGUGGCGGAGAAGGAAUAUAUCACCACCACCAGCAACACUACCCCCAAUUCUCUCCUUUCUAUCGUGCUCCGCCACCUGCAGGUUAUUUACACCUGACGCCGCCAACGCAGCAUAGGCCUUUAGCUCUACCAGCAGCAUCUGGUGGUGGAGCAGGAGGUGAUGUUGUUGGUGGUGGGUAUAGUAGAGAGGAAGAGGAUGUAUCGAAUCCUAGUAGUAGUGGGGGUGGAGGCGGCGGAGUCAGCGGUGGUUCAAAGAAGAGGUUUCGUACGAAGUUUACACAAGAACAGAAAGAUAAGAUGUUGGAUUUUGCAGAAAGGCUUGGUUGGAGGAUCCAAAAACACGAUGAGGUUGCUGUGGAGCAGUUUUGUGGAGAAAAUGGAGUGAAAAGGCAUGUGCUCAAGGUGUGGAUGCAUAAUAACAAACACACUCUUGAAUCAAAGAUAAAUAAUAUAGCUGAUGAAAACUCAAAGAAAGAGAGAAAUUCUUGCACGGAGGAAAGUGGAUAGACAAGAAAAUGUUGGAGAAAGGGAAGAAGUUAAAACAAGAGAGCAUCUGAAUUGAAGCUGUCGGAAAAACGAUCUAAAGUUCGGUCUCAUGUUAUGUUAGCUCAAGAAAUUUGCUUUUUUUCUGUUCCGUUUGAGGGACAUGUGGGCUCUGUCUCUUAAGAAAGAAAGAAAGAAAGAAAGAAAACGGAAGAAUAAUAAAUGGACUGACAUUACAGCUAAUGGUGUUGUGAUGUUUUUGCUGCAAGCUUGUCUCUUACUCCUAUAUAUUCCACAUCAACACAACAAUAGCUCAAUUCUUGUUCACCUAAUUUCUUUAAUCUACUUGGAUUUUUCUGAUACUGUUCAAA
This is a messenger RNA of Jatropha curcas, 1489 nucleotides long. RefSeq names its product homeobox protein 22 (gene HB22). NCBI's taxonomy places the organism in Eukaryota, Viridiplantae, Streptophyta, Magnoliopsida, Malpighiales, Euphorbiaceae. Gene Ontology annotation, molecular function: DNA-binding transcription factor activity; transcription cis-regulatory region binding. Gene Ontology annotation, biological process: regulation of DNA-templated transcription; regulation of developmental process. The record is from RefSeq and is a predicted model, not a curated record. Gene Ontology annotation, cellular component: nucleus.